Molecule: messenger RNA, 1194 nt
Organism: Xylona heveae TC161
Lineage: Eukaryota; Fungi; Ascomycota; Xylonomycetes; Xylonales; Xylonaceae
Exons: 4
Coding region: 67-1053 (328 amino acids)
Cellular component (GO): oligosaccharyltransferase complex
Source: RefSeq, a predicted model, not a curated record
GCACCAAGGGAUUCUGAUGAUACUAACGGUAGUAUUUCCUCCUAAUUCUCAUUCAAUAUCGGCGCAAUGAGGUUUCUUAGAAGCUUGGCAUUAUGCCUUUUGCCAUUGACAGCUUUGGCGGCCAAGAAGUCGACGGGCGAUACUUUCCACGAUUUCCACGCCCGCUCGUUGUCCUCAGCACCCAUCAAGCUUAAUGAUGCGCUCUUCGAUGAGCUCACCUCGACGCCGCGGGACUAUACUACUGCGGUCCUACUCACCGCAACUGAGGCUCGCUUUGGCUGCCAAAUGUGCCGCGAAUUCCAACCUGAAUGGGACGUUCUUGCCAAAAGCUGGGUCAAGGGUGACAAAGCCGGUGAAUCGCGGGUAAUUUUUGGAACCUUGGAUUUCAUCGACGGCAGAAAUUCCUUUGCGAAGCUGAUGCUCCAAACUGCACCUGUUUUGAUGCUCUUCCCGCCGACGACUGGUCCCGAUGCCAAGCUUGAUGGCCAGCCUCUCCGUUACGAGUUCACAAGCGGCCCCCAGACGGCAGAGACAGUCCACCGCUGGCUAUCUCGUCACCUAUCCGAGGGUCCAAGACCUCCAAUCAUCCGGCCAAUCAAUUACAUUCGGAUUAUCUCUUUGACAACAAUUGUCCUUGGACUCAUUACCCUCUUUAGUGUCGCUUCACCUUAUGUCUUGCCCAUUGUACAGAAUAGAAACAUCUGGGCGGCUAUCAGCUUGAUCAUGGUUCUUUUGUUCACCAGUGGACACAUGUUCAACCAUAUCCGUAAAGUUCCUUACAUUGCAGGCGAUGGUAAAGGUGGGAUCAGUUAUUUCGCCGGAGGAUUCUCAAAUCAAUUCGGCCUUGAAACCCAGAUUAUUGCCGCCCUAUAUGGCAUACUCUCUUUUGCGGCCAUCUCCCUCGCACUCAAAGCACCUCGCAUCGCCAGCGCCAAGACCCAACAGGUCGCAGUGAUUGUUUGGGCAAUCAUUAUGCUGGGAGCAUACAGCUUCCUCCUAAGCAUUUUCAGGACGAAGAAUGCAGGAUACCCGUUUUGGUUGCCUCCCUUCUAAGGAAGCAAAAGUUAGAUUUCGCUUUGCAAAUAAAUUGAACGGAGAUUGGCAUUGUCAGCUCUACUUAUACACCAAGAAUUCACUGAAUAUUGAAAAAGUAUAUUCUCUCGCCAAUAGAUAAAAAAAAUAAAAACAAAACAG